Messenger RNA from Fomitiporia mediterranea MF3/22, 821 nucleotides. Its product is annotated as IGPD-domain-containing protein. Gene Ontology annotation, molecular function: imidazoleglycerol-phosphate dehydratase activity. The record is from RefSeq and is a predicted model, not a curated record. The coding region runs from base 57 to 671 and encodes 204 amino acids. Gene Ontology annotation, biological process: L-histidine biosynthetic process. NCBI's taxonomy places the organism in Eukaryota, Fungi, Basidiomycota, Agaricomycetes, Hymenochaetales, Hymenochaetaceae. The transcript has 5 exons.
GGACACCAAGAAAGCCCUCAUUCAACACUUUGCUCGUCUCUCGAAUAUAAAGGAAAAUGGGUGAAAUGGCAGCUCGGACGGCUAGCAUAUCAAGACAGACGAGUGAGACGUCCAUCGAGGUGACGCUCAACCUCGAUUGGUCGCCUGAGGCUGGUGCGAAGCAGAAUAUCGAAGUGUCGACUGGUAUCGGGUUCCUCGAUCACAUGUACAACGCCCUUGCGAAACAUGGUGGUCUUUGCCUUACGAUGAAGUGUAAGGGAGAUCUUUGGAUCGAUGACCACCACACUGCAGAGGACAGCGCAAUCGCACUCGGAACAGCAUUCAAGCAAGCCUUGGGUGAAGUCCGCGGGAUAAAGAGGUACGGUACGGGACACGCUCCGCUCGACGAGGCUCUCGCACGCGCCGUAAUCGACAUCUCCGGCCGCCCCUUCUGCGUAACAGACCUCCAACUCAAACGUGAAAAAAUCGGAGACCUAUCCACUGAGAUGCUCCCUCAUGUGUUCCAUUCCUUUGCUGUUGCUGCGGGUGUUACGCUUCAUGUUGAUGUGCUUCGUGGGGAGAAUGAUCAUCAUAAGGCUGAAUCGGCUUUCAAAGCUCUCGCACUUGCGAUUCGUCAAGCUAUCGAAAGGACGGGAGGAACGGACGUCCCGAGCACCAAAGGUGUCUUAUAAAGGCACAAAUAAAAUAAGUAAAACAGAGAGACGAAGGAAAAUCGACUCAGAAUCAGAUUCAUGAAGGAAGGAAACUUUCUUGGAUAUGUUAUACUGUACUUUACCUUAUCCUGUAACCAACGAAUGUUGAAUCAACAAUUUCGAACGUGA